CCCUCGCCUCCCCUCCCGCUUCCCGUCGCAUCUCCCCACCUCCACCCGGCCGACGCCUCCGGCCCGGUCGUCACCAGGCUCAGCGACUCACCACCCCAACGACCAAUCGCCGCGCUGUCCCAAUACCGGAUCAUCCACCAACCAGACACCCGGACCCGAAAACCCGCGCGCGCGUCUUAAUAACGGCCACCUCCCACCUCCGCCCCGCAGCACACGCGCCAAGCGACUCGCGCAGAUUCGCUCCACGCCACGCUCCCAGAUCUCUCGCGCAUCACGCAAGGGUAACUUUCAACUAUGGGCACAGUUGUGGAUGCUCCAGCAGUUGUGGCUGAGGAGGUCACUGGGAACAUGUUGGGUGGCAAGAAAGUUACGGUUGUAUUUGUUUUAGGUGGUCCUGGAAGUGGAAAAGGCACACAGUGUGCCAACAUUGUGGAACACUUUGGAUUCACUCAUCUUAGUGCUGGAGAUCUUUUGCGUGCAGAGAUCAAAUCUGGCUCCGAGAAUGGAACCAUGAUUGAGAACAUGAUAAAGGAGGGAAAGAUUGUUCCAUCAGAGGUAACUAUAAAGCUGCUGCAGGAGGCCAUGAUAAAGAGUGAAAAUGACAAAUUCCUGAUCGAUGGAUUUCCAAGGAACGAAGAGAAUCGCGCUGCAUUCGAGAAUGUUACAAAAAUUUCUCCUGCAUUCGUGCUAUUCUUUGAUUGUUCUGAGGAAGAGAUGGAAAGACGUCUUUUGGGGCGCAAUCAGGGAAGAGUUGAUGAUAACAUUGAGACUAUCAGGAAAAGGUUCAAAGUUUUUGUUGAAUCAAGUUUGCCUGUCAUUGAUUAUUAUAACUCAAAGAACAAGGUUAAAAAGAUUGAUGCCGCAAAACCAAUUCCUGAGGUGUUCGAAGACGUGAAAGCCAUUUUUGCCCCGUAUGCUCCCAAGGCUGAAUAGAGCAAUACAAGGAACACCAUUAAGGUGAUGCAUGGUGCCAUAGGCGCAACACAAGUGUGGCUACAUAUCUGUGAUUAUAAACCCUUAUUAUAGAAGAAAAGUUUUGGCUCAUAUGGGCUACCAGCAUAUCAGUAGGCAAUUCGAUUUGUUACCAGCAAUAAGUAGAUCUGAUUCCCGCUGUUCCUGUUAGAGUGACAUUAUACUGUUGUCGGUGUAUCCUUCGUAUUGUUGUACCAAUGUGUAAUUUACUGCACGGACGAUGAAACAUCGUGCCAUCCUACAAGCUCUCUGGUGGCAUUACGGAAAGUAAAAGAGAUGUGAUAUUCUUUAUAAGAGAUUGAUUAUCCUUGUGAACCUUAAAAGAUA
Molecule: messenger RNA, 1299 nt
Organism: Phragmites australis (common reed)
Lineage: Eukaryota; Viridiplantae; Streptophyta; Magnoliopsida; Poales; Poaceae
Product: UMP-CMP kinase 4-like
Exons: 10
Coding region: 295-933 (212 amino acids)
Biological process (GO): UDP biosynthetic process; CDP biosynthetic process; 'de novo' pyrimidine nucleobase biosynthetic process
Cellular component (GO): cytoplasm; nucleus
Molecular function (GO): ATP binding; UMP kinase activity
Source: RefSeq, a predicted model, not a curated record